AUUGCAAAAAAUAAAUAUACCUGUAUUACCUAUAAUAUGGAACCUGUUAACUGUUCUAAACUACAAUUUAGGGUGUAUAAAUGUGCUUUGACUUCAUAUCUUGAGCUUUUCCUUUACUAUUAUUGUAAAUAUUGCCGAAAUAAAUUCUAACAAUUUUAUAUGGGCUUCAAUUGUGGGUAGUGGUGGAUUUUCAACAUUUGAAUAACCUUUUUCUAGAUUGAUAAAUCCUAUGUAUGUAUUCCUGUGCAUGUUAAGCCUUUUUACUGCCAACAUUUUUAAAACUGGGAUAGCUCCCUGGUCCCCAUUCCUUGCCUGAAUUGAAUGUGGUCUUCUUCAGGCAUCAUUUCAAUUUUUAUAAUGUUCAAGAGAAUUUUUGAAGCUUAGUAUGGAGACUGAUGGUUCUAUAGUUGUGGCAUUUGUUUGGGUUUACUUUUAUUGGUAUGAGUAAAUUUCUGCUUUGUGUGAAAUCUUUAUGCACUUUGCCUUCUUGGUAAGCUUUUUCUAUUAUUUUAUAUAAGAAAUAUCUUCAUUUACGUAGGUAUGUAAUGCUUUAUCAUUGAAUUCAAAAGUAACACAACUUUGAUUUUUAAGUUACCUACCCAAAGACAAAGUACACUCAGUAGUCAGACUCUACUAGUAUACCUACUUAACACUACCAUGCACCAAAGUUUGAUCUCGGAUUAUUUUUUUUUCAUGCAUCCAUUGUUAAUAUAUUAAUGCUUUCAAUCGAAACAAAUAUAAGAUUGCACGUUGGCACAUCUAAUACAUACAUAACACACACAUUUUAAAUACACUAUCUAAUGUCUAUAAUGAAAAACAAAAUUAUCAUUAUUAAAUAUUUUAUCUAGUUUUAUUGAUAAUAUAUAGUGCACAUCAUACAACUGGGAAGUGAAAUGAUGAACAUUCUAUAACAGUUACACUUAUCCCUUUAGUAGUUUAGUACCUAGGUACUUUACAUAUACAAGUAAGUCAACUCUAAUCAAAAAUAUUGUAAUUUUAAGAAGACAAAAAAAUGAUUGGUUAUCCGUUGAGAAUAUUACCUGUGGCAAUCUUCGUAAUAUUUUUACUGUCCAAAGGAUUGUGCCGAAAAGCUCAUAAAAAGACCAUAAUUUUAGAAAAUGAAGAAGAUGUCAUUGUUUUUACUAAAAACGGUAGCAGUUUAAGAGUAAAAUGUCAUUAUUCUGGUGACUUUGAUAUCGUCGAUGUUAAAUGGAAAAAAAUUAAAGACAAUGAACAUGUUGAGGUGUCACCAAAUGAAAUUUUGACCACAUCACAGUGGUUGGAUUUGGAAAAUGUAAGCCUCGACGACGAAGGACAAUAUUCUUGCACGAUAAUAAGCUCCGAGGAGAAUUCCCAAAAGAGUGGUUUUAUUUUGAAAACGACAACUCAUAGUAGCAAACCGUGGGUGGAAAAAAUACCGAACUUUCAGAAAGAUUUCAAGGAGGACGUAUCGGUAUUAGUAAACAGAACACUACAUCUGAACUGUCCAUUCACGAGUAUGAGUGAUACGACGUUUUAUUGGUAUAAAAAUAAUAACGACUUACUCAUUACAAGAGAAGCAAAAAUUGAAGGUGUUGGUGCUAUUGAUAAUGAGUACAGUUUAAAGCCAGUAAGAAUGUCGGAUGCUGGAAUUUAUAAGUGCGUGGUGGAAAACGAAUACGGUUCAAUCGAAUUCCAAUUUGCCGUAGCUGUUUACGAGGAUGAAAUCAAAAGUAGACUUAAUUUCGAAUAUCCUCGAGAUUUGUCGUUACGAUCUGGGAACAGAGCAUUCAUAUUUUGCCAGGCUUUUGAUUACGGCGACAAAGAAAUCGACUGGUACUUUUUGAAUAGUACAAACCCAGUGGACGUAGACAUGGAAACUAUGGAUCUUUCACAAUUUAAAAAGAUGGUCAAUAACAACGACGUGGUAAUGUUAGAUGGCAAGUUGGUAAUCGAACCCGUUACAAUCCAAGAUGCUGGAUGGUAUAUAUGUAUUAAAAAAGGAUUUGAAAGAAUUUUAAUGGCCGAAGCCAAAUUGAACGUGAAUGAUACAAUUUCAAUGAAAGUGAAUUCAGAGGUUCUAAAUCAAGACGAAAAUGUCUCUGACGACAAACAUUUCUUAUUAAGUCUUCUACCAAUGUUAUCCAAACUUCCGAUGGAUAAGAAACUCAUAGCUCGGAUAGCUAUUGAAACUUCGUUGCAGAACAUAGCUUUCCCAGAUCUGAGAACAGUGGAAAAUUAUCACACCGAACCAAUUAAUACUACACAACAAUUUAAAAAUCUUACUGAGAGUUUGUAGGUUAUAAUAUAUGGCUCCAUUGCAAAUUGCUGCGCCGAGGACCAACCUACGAACCAGUCAAAUUAUGGAAUAAUGUCUACUUAGAUGUCAUAAACUCAUAUAACAGAUGUAUAACCUAACCUAACCUAAUCUACACACACACAUUUUUACUAUAAAAGUGCGGUAAUGUGGAACUCAGUUACACCAAAUUUAUUAUUGUAUGAAAUAUUGUGUUAAGAAAAUGCUUAAAAAUAUAGGCAAUUCGUAUUCAUAAAAAAUGUACCUAUAGUUAUUUUAUUGUGAUGAUUGAUUUUCUCAUAUUAUCUCUAAUGAGUACAACGGUAAGUACAUGAUUUAUGUGUAGGAUUUUUUUUUUCUAUUAGUUUUUAUAAAUAAUUAUAACUCAACAAUUACAUUCUAAGUGGAGGAGUGCUCACAAUAUUUCCGAACUCGCACCGACCUCAACAUGCCAUCUACCAUAGCAGAAGCGCUCGGCUAAAGUCAAUCAUCCAAAAUAUUAACAUUUUUAAGUACCACAAAUAUUAUUAAAAAAUUUUCACUUAUAAAACAUGUAUAAAUUAUGUAACAACUAAUUUAAAAAAAAAUACCAUGUAAUAAUUUAACGUCAAGCUAAUAACCUAAGUUGUUGAAGCCUUUUCUCUUAAAUAAAAAUAAAAAAAAUUACAUUCUACGUGUAGGCUUAAUACAGCCAUUAAAGAUGUAGUAAAACUAUACUCUAUAUAAUACAUUUAUACGAACAGUCGCUA
This is a messenger RNA of Myzus persicae (green peach aphid), 3024 nucleotides long. Its product is annotated as fibroblast growth factor receptor 3-like. Bases 1013 to 2278 code for a protein of 421 amino acids. Gene Ontology annotation, molecular function: DNA binding. The transcript is spliced from 9 exons. The record is from RefSeq and is a predicted model, not a curated record. NCBI's taxonomy places the organism in Eukaryota, Metazoa, Arthropoda, Insecta, Hemiptera, Aphididae.